This is a messenger RNA of Saprolegnia diclina VS20, 582 nucleotides long. RefSeq lists its product as hypothetical. The coding region runs from base 1 to 582 and encodes 193 amino acids. Lineage: Eukaryota; Oomycota; Saprolegniomycetes; Saprolegniales; Saprolegniaceae. Gene Ontology annotation, molecular function: zinc ion binding. The record is from RefSeq and is a predicted model, not a curated record. The transcript has 3 exons.
AUGCGAAGCAUUGCCGGCGACCUCGGCGGCAUCACGACGGUGGAUGAGCUCGAGAUCAACUUUGUCUCGAAGCACCACGUCCGCAUCAACGCCGACAUUGAAGUUGAGCGGGCCGAUGCGCAUGUUAUUUGGACGCCGGCCCAGGUCGAUCUCGUUGCCGAAAAGUACCAGUGCGACUGCAAGGGCUCGUUCACCACGGGCUGGAUUUGCUCGCACUCGGUCGCGGCCCAAAGCAUCAUGUGCGACCUCGACAUGCAGGCUCUACUCGCCGAAGUCGCUCCCCGUCGUCGCCCCGGUGGCCAGCGCAAGCCGCAACAUUCAACUUUUGCGGACGGGACCCUCAACCCGUUCUACUCGGUUGCCAACUUGGUCGCGCUCCUCGUCGACAAACCAGGUUACUGCUACAACUGGACCAUCCACCGGGAGUUCUCGUUCAUCGACACCGAGACCGGCCGCGAGACGUCGGACUACAUGCUUGGUACGAUCAUCCGCUUACGCAAGGGCGAGGUUUACUCCUGGAUGGUUCGCUUCGAGGACGCCGAAGAGCUAUGGUUUGAGAGAAGUCUCCCGCAACCAAAAUAA